AGGCUUUUAAUGCUACAUAGCCUUGUAAAGAACCACCUUAGCCACAAAGAAUCAUGCUUGAGAGUGGAGGACAAGGUCUACGGACCAGCGGAACCUUCAAACUCUGGCUGCGGCAGAACCGAGUCGCGAUGGGAUGCGCACCAAGUUUAAGACUUCCGCCCCGCAGAGGGCUAACCUCCACCCCCACCAUCCACGUCCGCCCAGCUCUGGUUCUGCGCAGUCUCCUGGAGUUAUUUGCCGUCUCUAUGGCAACCCGGUAGCUGGAGACGGAAGAUGGAGACCAACGAGUCUUCGGAGGGAUCGCGGUCGUGCUCCUUAGACGUACAGCCCAGCUCGGAAGGACUAGGAACCACUUCCCAACCGUUUUCUUCUUCAGGCGGCAGUGCUGGGUCUGCCGCUGCAGCUGCCUCCACGGCCAGAGCGGCUGCAUUGUAUACAAAGAUCCCAGUGCCCUAUUCUGAGUUCACAGAACCCUCCUCUGACAGUCUUCUUGGGACAGCCUAUCCCAGAUCCCACCACAUAGGCCAUGGGAGUCUUGGCCUUGAACCCUUCUAUGUUUCCUGUGUUGGUGGGGAUCCCUGUACUACAACUGACCAUAGCUCUAGCGCCGGCCCUGUAACUGGAUCCAGCCCCGGUGUCGGCCCUUACUCUGGUCCAGGCCAUGGCUCUGUCCCUCACGCUGGCUCUGGUACUGGCCGUGGCUCUGUUCCUUGCCGUGGCUCUGGUCUUGGCCAUGCCUCUGGUACUGGCCAUGGGUCUGUCCUUGGCUCUGGUCCUGGUCUUGCCUCUGGAACUGAUCCAGGUUCUGGUCCUGGCCCUGGCCCAGAGCUCAGUUUCAGCACUUCUCAAAGGCUCAAAAACCUCAAGCCAGAUAUGCACCCUAAUUAUACCUCCUGGUGUCAUCACUGCUACUCGGAGCCUCAGAAACAACCACGCUGGGAAUUUUUACAAAUCUCAGAACCUGGUACCCGAGGAAUAUGGAAACCCCCAGAGGUUGAAGGGAAGUCUAAGUUUCUCCAUGAAACAUUGCCACGGGGACAGUGUCUCCUCUACAACUGGGAGGAAGAGAGAGCCACCAACCACCUGGAUCAAGUCCCAAAGUCACAGGAUGGCUCCGAGAGUUUCUUCUUCCGACAUGGACACCAGGGACUGUUGACAGUGCACCUACAAUCACCCAUGCCCUCCAGCACCACCCAGAAAGACUCAUACCAGCCCCCAAGAAACCUCUGUCGGCCACUUCGAGGGAAGCGUGAAGCCAUACUGGAGAUGCUUCUGCACAACCAGAUCUGUAAAGAGGUUCUGGAAGAGCAGGAACCCACAAGGAAGCUCUUUGAAGUCGAGUCAGUAACACACCAUGACUACCAAGUGGAGCUGGUGCAAGCAGGGCCUCCAGCCCCAACAAAGCCUCAUGACUACCGCCAAGAGCAGCCUGAAACCUUCUGGAAACAGAAUGCACCGCAGUUACUGGUGUGUGAGGGUAACUAGGUGUUGGGGGUGGGGGGAAAGAAAGCAGAUCAGAGGCUAUUCUAUUCUGGCUUGGGAAAGGAUGGGAUCUGUCCUCAAACGGGCAUUCCUCCAGGGUGUCAGUAACAUCAAGACAUGGGACACACCAUUCCGGAAGAACUGCAGCUUCUCAACACCAGUGCCCUUGUCUCUGGGGCAUCCUUUGCCCUAUGAAUCUGACAGUUACUCCCACUGAUUGGGAGAAAUGUCUUCCCUUGCCUGUCAGGGAAGAGGCCAGGGGAAUCAAGGGGGGUAAAUGACUCCUGUCUAAAGGUUAAGGGGGGAAGUGGAUAUGGAAUUUGGAAUCCUGUUUCUGUUUGUACUAGAGAGGUGAGUGGGGAGAAAGUUAAUUCUCUCUAUACUUGAUGGAAGGGCUUUAUAUAAAGAGUU
Molecule: messenger RNA, 1893 nt
Organism: Castor canadensis (American beaver)
Lineage: Eukaryota; Metazoa; Chordata; Mammalia; Rodentia; Castoridae
Gene: Spag8
Product: sperm associated antigen 8
Biological process (GO): positive regulation of transcription by RNA polymerase II
Cellular component (GO): nucleus; cytoplasm
Molecular function (GO): microtubule binding
Source: RefSeq, a predicted model, not a curated record